Messenger RNA from Thlaspi arvense, 1413 nucleotides. NCBI's taxonomy places the organism in Eukaryota, Viridiplantae, Streptophyta, Magnoliopsida, Brassicales, Brassicaceae. The record is from the annotation of a GenBank genome assembly.
AUGUGGGCAUUGCUCAUUUGGGGUUCUCUGCUUCUCUUGAGCAUCACACAUUGGGUUUACAGUUGGAGGAAUCCCAAAUGCAAAGGAAAGCUUCCACCUGGUUCAAUGGGUUUCCCGCUGCUCGGUGAGACUAUCCAAUUCUUCAAGCCAAACACAACUUCAGACACCCCUCCUUUUGUCAAAGAAAGGGUUAAAAAGUAUGGCUCAAUUUUCAAGACCAAUCUCGUUGGGAGACCAGUUAUUGUAUCAACAGACCCUGAUUUGAGUUACUUUGUGUUUCAACAAGAGGGUCGUUGUUUCCAGAGUUGGUACCCAGACACUUUCACCAACAUCUUUGGGAGAAAGAAUGUGGGAUCACUACAUGGGUUUAUGUACAAGUACCUUAAAAGCAUGGUCUUGACUCUCUUUGGCUACGAUGGUCUCAAGAAGAUGCUUCCUCAAGUAGAGCUGACUGCAAAUAAGAGAUUAGAGCUUUGGUCAAACCAGGAAUCAGUAGAGCUCAAGGACGCAACCGCAAGCAUGAUAUUUGAUCUCACGGCGAAGAAGCUGAUCAGCCAUGAUCCAGACAAGUCAUCAGAGAAUCUAAGGGCCAACUUCGUUGCUUUUAUUCAAGGACUCAUCUCUUUCCCUUUUAACAUUCCAGGCACAGCUUAUCACAAAUGUCUUAAGGGUAGGGAAAGUGCAAUGAGAAUGCUGAGGAAUAUGCUUCAAGAGAGACGCAAGAAACCUCGGAAGAACCCAAGUGAUUUCUUUGAUUAUGUCAUUGAAGAGAUUCAGAAAGAGGGGACAAUUCUGACGGAAGAGAUUGCACUGGAUUUAAUGUUCGUCUUGCUAUUCGCCAGCUUCGAAACAACUUCUCUCGCUCUAACAUUAGCCAUCAAGUUUCUUUCAGACGACCCUGCAGUUCUAAAGCGUUUAACGGAAGAACAUGAGACGAUUCUGAGAAACAGGGAAGAUGCAGAGUCCGGACUUACAUGGGAAGAAUACAAGUCAAUGACUUACACAUUUCAGUUCAUAAACGAAACAGCAAGACUAGCAAACAUAGUUCCUGCAAUCUUCAGAAAGGCGUUGAUAGAUAUAAAAUAUAAAGAUUAUACCAUUCCAGCCGGCUGGGCGGUGAUGGUCUGUCCUCCAGCUGUACAUUUGAAUCCAGACAAGUAUGAGGAUCCUUUAGUCUUUAACCCUUCGAGAUGGGAGGAAUCAAACGGUAACAACGCAUCGAAGCACUUCAUGGCGUUUGGUGGAGGAAUGAGGUUCUGUGUUGGAACCGACUUCACCAAGUUGCAGAUGGCUGUGUUUCUUCACAGCCUUGUCACCAAAUACAGGUGGGAGGAAAUUAAAGGAGGGAACAUACUUCGAACUCCAGGAUUACAGUUUCCAAAUGGUUACCAUGUCAGACUGCAUAAGAAAUAG